Styela clava is the source of this 1405-nucleotide messenger RNA. RefSeq names its product ryncolin-2-like. NCBI's taxonomy places the organism in Eukaryota, Metazoa, Chordata, Ascidiacea, Stolidobranchia, Styelidae. The record is from RefSeq and is a predicted model, not a curated record.
UACGAUGAAAAUUAUAUUGUUAAAUUCAGAUAUCGCCGAUAGAUUAUUUUUUUUAUUUCAAAGUAGAUUGAGGCGUUCCUAUAGUCAUACAUUAGCUUAGACAUGGAAACAAUAAUAGUGUUUGUUGUAAUCGUGAUAGCACCAUGCUUGUCUACUCCGAACGACAAUUUUUGUGAGCACGUUACGCAAAUGCAUCACCACUGUAUUGACGAAAAUGGUUCGAAUGGACAUGCAAACCAGGGAAGGCCUGGUAAAAUUGGACCAAAAGGUCCCCCAGGAAUUCAAGGACCGCCUGGUAGCGUUGAUUAUGAUAUUAUCGAUAGAAAAUUGAGGGAUUUGUUCCAAGAUACUGAAAAUCGGCUCAAUAGAAAAGUAGCAAGUUGUGAAGCUGCCGUUGAGAAUUUAAAAGAAGAACUACGUGUCAGUACAGUAACUGAUUGCAGUAAAGUAUCGAUGGAAGAUAUAAAAUCAACUAGCGAAACAGGGGGAAUUUUUGAUAUAUAUCCAGGAGGAAAACAAACAGAAGUUUAUUGUGAUAUGGGAACUGAUGGAGGAGGAUGGAUUGUAUUUCAGCGCAGAAAAGAUGGAAGUGAAGACUUCUUCAGGUCAUGGAAUGACUACGUAACAGGAUUCGGCAAUAAAAAAGGGGAAUUUUGGCUUGGUCUUGAAACGCUACACAAAAUAACGUCAUCCGGGUCUUAUGAACUCAGAGUAGAUCUCGAAGAUUGGUCUGGCGUAAAGAAAUACGCAAGAUACUCAACUUUCAAGAUCGGCAGUGCAAGUACGAAGUAUCGGAUAAAUCUCGGUGCCUAUUCUGGCGAUGCUACGGACUCCAUGUCACGAGAAAACGGGAUGAAAUUUUCAACCAAAGAUCGCGAUCACGAUACUUGGACCGACAAUUGCGCUUCAACGUACAAGGGAGCAUGGUGGUAUGGUAUAUGCCAUGAAGCCAAUCUUAACGGAAAAUAUCAUAAAGGUGGUUCACACUCUACUUACGCAGAUGGAAUCAAUUGGCGUCAUUGGAAGGGAUAUAAUUACUCACUCAAGUUCACGGAGAUGAAAAUCCGACCAACUUCAUAAAAUGUGAGAUGUACAACGGGGAGAAUAUUUUCCAAACAACAGUUCAAUAUUUUCAUUAGAUUUUCAAUGUAUAUGUUUAGAUACUGCAGGACAUCAUUCUGUGAACUUUUUUUGGUGGACACGUGGUGUCGUAUCGUUCCACCAUAUACUUCACAGUGUACAGUUUGCUUUCUUUCGUAAUUGCGAUUAAUAUGUGUAGUCUGCAAUGCUAAAAUAGUUAACUCUAACGUUUCGACCACGUGGGCCCCUCAAAUCGCAGUAAUCAUUGUCGACAUGACUUUCAUGCAAAAAUUAUAUUCAAUAAAACUAUAAAAUCGUGUUAAAA